AUGUCGCGCCAGCCCGAGAAUAUUCAGAAUGAAGGUCAAGCAGGGAACCGAACAGCAGAGACAGUCAUGGCGGCGGAAACAAGGGAAGCCAAGACCCCAUCUCACUCUCGGAGGCCUUGGGACGGAAACGUACGCGAUGUCGUUUCCCUUUUGGUGUUUUGCCAAGGAGAAGGAGGAGAAGAGAUGCAAAUAUUGGCGUGGGAAGAUCAAGACACCAUCACACUACCGAGGAAAGAGAUCACAGCGCAGGAUACGAUUCAGGAGCGGGAGGCAGGAGGAGGAGGUUCCUCAGGCACAGCUCUUGGCACUGCUGCGGCACCCUCGCCUCUCCUCAUCUGGCCAAGGGAUGUAAGUUACGAACUGGUUUCUAUCAGCUUAGCAGCUGAAGUACUUAAGAUGACUCCAAGCCAAAUCAACACACCGCAACUUGUCCAGCUCACACGCAUCUAUGUCCCGUCCUUGCGCAGGCACUUCCAUCACUCUGUGUUUGCGAUUGAGGUCUCGAGUAAACAGUUAGAGAAG
Messenger RNA from Penaeus indicus, 522 nucleotides. RefSeq lists its product as uncharacterized. Lineage: Eukaryota; Metazoa; Arthropoda; Malacostraca; Decapoda; Penaeidae. The transcript has 2 exons. The record is from RefSeq and is a predicted model, not a curated record. The annotation marks the transcript as partial.